Spirodela intermedia is the source of this 462-nucleotide messenger RNA. The record is from the annotation of a GenBank genome assembly. Lineage: Eukaryota; Viridiplantae; Streptophyta; Magnoliopsida; Alismatales; Araceae.
AUGAUAAGUUAUUACCUAAGUCUCUCAAAUGUGUCUUCCUUGGUUACACUUGUCAUUAGAAGGGAUAUGGGCAUUAUUGUCCCUUCCUCGAUGAAUAAGGCCCUAAGUCAUUCUAGUUCACGAAGUAUGGUGACUGAAGAAAUGCAGGCACUUGAGUUGAAUGCCACUUGGCAGCUGGUCCUUCAUCCUUCAUCCAAAUCGGGGGUAGGCUGCAAAUGGGUGUAUAUUGUUAAAGUUGGUCCUGAUGGCUUCAUGGAUCGAUUGAAGGUUCACUUGGUGGCUCAGGGGUUCACACAUAUGUACGGUGAAGAUUAUUUUGAGACCUUUUCUCCAAUAGCUAAGAUUACUUCUUUUCGUUUUUUUUCUGUUCUUGUUGUUCAAUUUUCUUGGCCACUAUAUUGGUUGGAUGUGAAGAAUGCAUUUCUUUAUAGAGAUCUGCAAGAAGAAGCAUAUAUGGAGUAG